AUGCGAGGCGAGGAGCAUUACAUGAGAUUGUGUGACCUACGGGCCAAAGAGGGGGACCAGCAUGCAGAGGAGAUUUACCGCUCAAAGAUGGCCCUCCAAGACGCCCUUCCCGAGGACAGUCAGGAACCUCCUUUCAUAUUGAAACACCCUGAUUUACCUGGAUGUAAGGAGUGGACGUUGGUACGGACAUUCAAGGAGGCGGUCUUGACGAAAAACGACAAGUCUUCGAAAACGACGACCUUGCAGACCGACCAGAUGCAGCUCGAUGCGGGGGCCACUCGAGCGGCGAUGACCACCAUGGCCCACGGCCUCGAGAUUGCAAUGCCGGGCGGCUCGAAUGCGGGUUCCAGCUCCGGCCUCACACGCAGGCCGUCCUCGAUGGCUUUGCCGCUGGCUCUUGGGGAUCAGGAGGCAGGCUCGACCCUGGCAACCCAACCGGAAACCAUGGACAAGAAGAAGAAAACCGCCCUCACGAACCACUCCAAGAACAAGAUUGCCCUGGCUUCCACAAAGCUAGAGGAGUCGAGUGUGCUGCAGGAGGAGAUCGCCGGGAACAAGGAUAUGUCGCAGCCGAUCCGCGACGGCUUCCUCACGGAUCUCAAGAACCACAAAGAGAGCCUUCAGCAAGCCAGGGACAAGCUGCAGGCUGAGGUGGACAAGGGCUCGGGUGAUCGGCUUCAGGAGCUUUUGGACGAGGUCACACAAAAGAUUACUAACUAUGUGCAGUCGACGAAUGGGAUGAAGAAGAUGUCGGCCGCCAGAUUGCAUUGUAGCAGUACUUGGUCCUCGAGCAUACCUUGGGGUGACAUUGCUUCGAGGGAACCAUAA
Molecule: messenger RNA, 828 nt
Organism: Symbiodinium sp. CCMP2592
Lineage: Eukaryota; Dinophyceae; Suessiales; Symbiodiniaceae
Source: the annotation of a GenBank genome assembly